Messenger RNA from Phaedon cochleariae (mustard beetle), 5551 nucleotides. NCBI's taxonomy places the organism in Eukaryota, Metazoa, Arthropoda, Insecta, Coleoptera, Chrysomelidae. The record is from the annotation of a GenBank genome assembly.
GAAAACCAAAAAUUAUGACAAUGACAGUUGAACGUGAGAUGUCGUCUGAUUUGUUUUUUCAAAAUUAUAUUUCAAAAUGCUUAAAAUGAAAAUAAUUUGAUGAAGUGACUGUGUUUUGUUUGAAUUAUGUCUACUAGAUCACAACUCACAAAGGAUUUAAAUGAAAGUAUUAAAUCUUCAGUUGGAAAUAAAGUGAAGAUUCUAUUCAAAAAUGUGGUCAGAUUGGAGACUAAAGGAGAUAAGACUGAGAAUAGGGUGUUGGUGUUUUCACCAUGCAGAAUUUUACUGCUCACAGCAAAAGUGCCAACAAAAAUCGACUCUCACUUCCAUUACCUGGAAAUCCAAGCGUUGGAGAGCAAAAGAGGCAAUCAGCUAAGUCUUACUGUAAAUGAUAAGGUGUACUCAUUUUUGGUUGGCGAAGACUCAAAAUGCAGCACAGAAGUUGACAAUAUGAUAGGAGCCUUGAAUAAUGCAAUCAGAAAUAUAUUUCCGACAGUGCCGCUACAACACAUAAUAAGAAAAAUUGAAGUAAUACCUCACACAAGGCUUCAACAACUCCGUGAUUUGGAAGCUAUAGCUAGCAGUCGCAGAGAAGUAGGACCAUGCGGGGGCUUCUCCAACCAGUAUGCAUGUAUGUGCGACUUUCAUGGCAUGACUUACAGAGAAGAAGUUGCCUGGGACAUUGAUAAUAUAUACGUAUCUCUCAACACGAGAGAGCUCAGUCUUAAAGAUUUUGAAUACCUAGAUCAGAAAGACCUUGUCCCUAUUAUAAGUGCUCUAGAAUACAACACUUGGUUCACGAAAUUGAGGGCCAAUCAAGUGAAACUUUCUCAUGACAACAUUGAUAGGAUUCUUCAUGUUUUAAGAAAAUCCCUCAACUUAGAAGAGAUUUACCUCGACAAUUUAGGAUUAAAGUCUGAUUUUUCGAACAAGUUAUCUGGCGUUUUGAAGCUUAAUUUAGGCACAGCUCUGCAUACCAUAGACUUAUCAUUCAAUCCAAUUGAAGACAAAGGUGCUACAUAUUUGGGAAAUUGCAUUCCAAAGCUCAAUAAGGGUCUAGUCCAUUUGAAUUUGUCCCAUUGUGGUUUGAGCUCAAAAGGUGUCAAUAAUUUAUUUAGCGCUCUCUGUAAUAAUUCUAGCUCUCUGACAACUUUAACUUUCCUCAAUUUGAGCGGAAAUAACUUGAAAGAUGAUAUUACUCAUUUUCAUAACUUUUUAUCCCAGUCGAAUGCUCUACAACACAUUGAUAUAUCAUCCACGGAUAUUAUUUUAGAAAAUUUAUUUGGUGCUUUAGUUCGCGGCUGUACAACUAACUUAGUCCACUUGAACAUUUGUCGAAAUCCUUUUAGUAGUAAGAAACAUAAAGAAGCUCCAAUAUCUCUCAAGCAAUUCUUCAGCUCUACGCUUAACUUGAAGUAUCUCAACAUGUCACAUUGUAAAUUACCACAAGAAGCACUGAAGAACUUAUUGUUGGGAUUGGCCUGUAAUGAAUUUACCAAAGAAAUGACUUUAGAUAUAAGUAAUUGUGGACUCGGUAGUCAAGGUGCACAUGUGUUAGAGUCUUGUGUGCAUGGAGUUAGGUGUAUUUCUAGUCUUGAUAUUUCUGAAAACAACAUGGAUUCGGAUUUAUGCAACGUAGUGAUAGCGAUAAGCAAAAACAAGUCCCUCAGACACCUGAACAUGGCCCGUACGAUGAAGAAACACAUGUCCCUCAUCAUGGACUCAGUAGUGCAGAUAGUGCAAGACGACGAAUGCCUCUUGCAGUCCCUCGCCAUUCCCGACUGUCGAUUGCGCUCCGAUCUAUUCAAUCUCCUGAACGCCCUUGGCGACAACAAAUCCUUGGAGACUCUCGACAUCAGCGGAAACCUGAUUGGAGACUCGGGCGCAAGGCUGCUAGCGAAAGCCUUGCAGAUCAACAACAAGCUGAAAACCAUAGUGUUCGAUAGGAACAACAUAACGUUCCAGGGGUACUAUGAUAUCGCGUACGCGCUUGAGAGCAACCGCACUGUGCAGUAUAUGCCUUACCCAAUUUACGACAUAACGCCCUGUAUGAAGGCCAACGCUGAGAGGACUGAGUUGCUCAUGCGCAAGAUACAGGAUCUGUUGAAUCGCAACGUUUCUUAUAAGCAACAGUUGCUCAACUCGUUUCCUAUGCAGCCGGGCUUCCUUCUGACCUCCAAGCAACAGGCUUUGGAUCGUUUGGUGCAGCAGACGCAAGAAGCGAUCAAGAGUCUGGCCUCAGAUUCGAUGUCUUCGAACAAUGAUAUCAAUCAUGCCACUGGGGUGAUUCAGGACGCUGAGAAUUCGAAGCAGCUGUUGGUGAGGCUGCAAGAAGUGGCUCAGCACAGGGACGAUAAGCAUCCCAAUCCUGUGGAGGAUAAGCUGCAGCAGGCGGCUGCGGAAAUACAUACUAGUAUUUGUGAUUACAUUCAGGCUACCACUGAGAAAAUGUUGAAGUGUUGUAAAGAGCAGUGUCCUUAUGUUCUGCAUGAUGAAGAAACAGUUCAAGAAAUCAAGAGAGAAUGUAAAAAAAAGAAACAAAUUCCUUUGGAUUUUGUUACAACUUGUAUAAAACAGCAAUCUGGUGUUGAUAUUAUGAAUAGAACCAGAGAACUCAAUAUAAUGGUGGCCUCUCAGUUAUCAGAACAAGUGACUGAUGAGGUGUACGAGGCUUUAAUGAGGAGUUACAAAAUACUAGUAGGAGAUGAAAGUGCAAUAAGAAUUGAUUCGCCUCCGAGAAGGUCUAGGUUAAGUAGUUCGGACAGUUCCAGACAUGGCGCCAGUGAUAUUUCCAUAACGGAUAGUAGCCAUCAGUCUGAUCAUUCGCCAUUGGCGACCCCACAUUUGUCAAUAAAACGAAAAAGCCUGCACGGCAGAAAACUACGGCCUAAAUCAGUUGUCGACAGCGUGGAAGGUAUAUCGGCAGACGACAUUCCCUCUUUGCUUCCCUCGCUGCCUGGCAACUCCGAGGAAGAAGAUUCCGUCACGGAAUUGCCCAAUGCCGGUGGUCAGCUGCAACACUUAGUCAAAGGAAUUUUCUUGAAUAAAGGCCGCCCUCGAAGGACCAAGACGCGAGCCCCGACGCGGCCUGCCGUCAAGCCGCCCGACGACGCCGACUCGGUGUCGCAGGACCUCGGCGAGGGCCUCGACACGUUCUUCCGGCCCGGCUCCGUCACCCCGACGUCGGACGACUGCGGCUCAGGCCGCGCGGCUGCCAGCCCUAGCCACGACUUUGCGUCGCCCACGCUCAGCGAGGAGAGGAGGACGGUCAAGUUGAGCAGGAAUUCGCCGCUUCUCAGAGGCCUCAUGACCCCCACCCCGCGAUCAAGGUCCUCUGACAACCUGGAGAAGUUCUCGCCGUCCUUCCUACGGAAGGCGGCCGUCGAUUCCACAGUGUCGCCAUUGACGAGGCGACUGACAGGUGACAGCGUCGCGUCGCGGGACAGCACCGACAGCCUGACGGUCGGCUCGGGCGGCGACGGUUCGCCGGGGGGCAGUCUUGGCAAAGUGGUCGCUACCGACGGAACUAAAGAUGAACUGAAGACGAAGAUCUGCCCGAUCGUCGCCUCGAAGCCCCGACCAUGGUCGAUGGUCAACUCGGACGCGAAAUCGGGUGAUUCGGGGCUUCUGAGCGACGGCUCCUCUCCCAACAAUUCCACGGGCAACACGCCCGACUCGGCCGACGCCCUUGACAGUUCUGAGUCGUCGUCGAUCGAUCGACGUCUGGCGAAAGACGUCAAAGUGAAGAGGACCGGCAUUUUGCAGCAUUAUUUUCCAGAUCGUGGUGAUUUCAAGUUUUUGUCCCGUUACAAGGGGACUAAUAAACAGGGGAACACUAUGAACAACGUUGAGAGAAGGGACAGCAAUUAUAAUUGUAGGGAAACUGAGGAUGCACACAUUAGUAGAUGAUAAUACUCAGUUAAGGAAAACAGGUACUUUUUCUAGGAAUGAUCUCAUUAGAUUGAGUAUCUUAUUCUUGUUGUAUUUUUGUUACCUUGGCUUUCAAAGUAGGCAUCUAUUUUCAAACAAAAAAGUAAGAUUUUUUAAUUAGUAAGUAUUGAACAUUCUGGUCUGCCACAUUUUUAUAUAGGAACAAAAUUAUUUUUUAGAAUCACAUAUAUUAACAAAAUUCGACUCUAUUAUACUACUGAGAUUUAUGCACACCUUAAAUUCGAGUUGACACAGAUGUUAGAUUGUAAGCUUCUUCAUAGGUGGUGAAUAUUUUCUAUUAUCAAAUGGAAUUUACAAUAAUAAUUAAUGGUGCCAGUCAUUUCUUUGGAUGAUCCAGAUUUUUAUACAUUGAUUUUGAGAGGUGUCAAAACUUAAAUGGAUAGUUUGAAAAAAAAUUCAUGUCACGUCUUGGAAAAUUCAAUAGUAGUUUACCUAACAUGUGGGGAAAUAGUAAUUUAUGUAACAAGUCCAGAAAAUACUGUUUUUUUGGACGAGUAGACAAAAUUCUAGGUCGAGUUGUAGUAUAUACACUGUUCUAUACCUCUCAAAUUCGUUGUUUGAAAAUCAGGAUCACCCUGUGUAUUGAUUUACUUUCAAACUAAAAGAUUAUCCUAAAUGAUUGCAGACUCUUUCUAUUCAGGUCUACUGCUAUAGCUAUUCACCUUUAAGUUAGGUGUGAUUUGUGAAUAAAAUGAAUAAUUCAAUGUUUGAAGUUCUUCAACAAUUGAAAGUUGAAAAUUCUAUCUUUUUUUGUAUGGAACAGUCAGAUUGUGAUUCGAAUUUUUCAGAUUUCCUUCUGAAAUCCACAUAUUUCCAGACUUCCAGGAUAUAUUGAUAUACAUAUUUAAAUUCUUCCAAUAUUUUCUAAUCACAAGUAGUUUCAUUCCAAUUUUGCCAUAUUAUUUAUUAUUAUAUGGAUUUAGAAUAUUACAGUUAUAAAUAGUAUUAGUUAUGACAAAAAAUGAAGUCUAGGAAAAACUUAAAUGUAAGAUUUUUUGUGAUAAUUUGAUUUUAAUGUGUUUCAUUCCCCAACUUAAUGAUUCCUACAGUCAUGGAAGAAGAAAAAAUGUAAAUAACUAUUAUUUUUUUAAUGUCAAUUUUGUAAUGGUAUAUUUGAACAAAAAUUUUAUUUUUCCCUAUUUGUGUUUAUUGUAUUGUAUUAUACAACUUUUUUACACCUAUAUCAAAAUGCUUCCAUUUUGUGUAAUCUUAUUUAUACUUUGAAUGAAAGUAUUCAUUAUUUUCAACAGUGGUUUUAUUUUAACAAAUAGGAAUGACAAAAAAUGUGUGUGUACCUCAAUUUGGUUCAAUGUACUGUGUACAAUCAGUACAAUAUUUGAGAAUAUCAUCUUAUAAAACUCCUCCUAACUACACUUUGUGUACAUUUGAUGAAAUACAACAGAGUUGGAGAAGAGAAUUAUGAUCAAAAUGUUUCUUGUUGGUGAACAUAUAUAUACAGAUAUGGAAAAUAUAAUAUUCAUGGAAAUUAAAUAAAUAAAACUAAUAUACUGUAAGGUACAACAGUAUUUGGUCUUGGCACUGUUCUAGUUUAAAAUUUAUCAAUUUCAUGAUAUAAACCAGAGUAUAUUAUUAUCCAGGU